This is a messenger RNA of Plenodomus lingam JN3, 2397 nucleotides long. RefSeq lists its product as uncharacterized. Gene Ontology annotation, cellular component: elongator holoenzyme complex. The record is from RefSeq and is a predicted model, not a curated record. Gene Ontology annotation, molecular function: protein binding. Gene Ontology annotation, biological process: tRNA wobble uridine modification. NCBI's taxonomy places the organism in Eukaryota, Fungi, Ascomycota, Dothideomycetes, Pleosporales, Leptosphaeriaceae.
AUGAAGCUAUCUUCCGACUUCAUUUCCACAGGUGGGAAUCGGAAUCCUGCUGCCGCUGAUUGGGAUGAAGGUGGUAGCCAGCUGUUGGCUUUUGGUGCCGAUGACUGCGUCGCCCUUUGGGAUCCUCAAAAUGGCAAAUUACCCGGCGUCCAAGCAGUACUGAGUGGUCAUACCAAGGCCGUCAAUGCAGUCAAAUUCUACUCCACGGGCACAGCAGAUGUCUCCAUCCUUCUCAGUGGAUCAGCAGACAAUACCAUCCGAAUAUGGCGCAGUCAAGGACAUAGCUUUGCAAAGUUCGAGUGUGUCAUCACUAUCACUGAUCACACUGGCCCAAUCACAAGGAUCGCAACUCUACCUGGUUCGAACAUCAUCGCAACUGGAUCAUCAGACGGCUCGAUAAAAAUAUGGCAACUUGCUCAUGACCCCGGCUUCUCCUCAAUAGAUGUCAAGCUCACUCAGACUAUCGUGCUUUCCCCCAAAUAUUUCCCUCUGAACCUUGCUCUCGCGGCGUUAGACAGCAAAUCUACCGUCCUAGCAACCGCUGGCACACGAAGCACUAUUCAGAUCUUCGUGUCAAAAGAAGAUGAAUUUCGUUUAUCCGCCACGCUCACAGGUCACGAAGGCUGGAUCCGCGCCCUUGAUUUCACAAGAGAAACAUCUGACCCCAAAAGCGAUUUGCUACUUGCCUCAGCGAGUCAGGACAAAUACAUUCGCCUCUGGAGACUUCACGGUGGGGAUGAGCUGCCCGUUGUUAGCAGUGCGCUUAGUGAUCCUGCUCUGGGCGGCAUGGGCAAAUCCUUGUCCAACAAGGCUCACUGGUUUAGUACGGUGAUUUCCAAAUAUUCGGUGACUUUUGAGGCCCUUCUCCUUGGACACGAAGAUUGGAUCUACCAGGCCUCAUGGCGACACAGAGGUGGCAAGUUACAACUGCUCACAACGUCUGAGGAUAACUCACUGGCAAUAUGGCAAUCUGACCCUAGCUCUGGUGUUUGGAUCUGUAUCACCCGACUCGGCGAGAUCAGCGCGCAGAAAGGCUCGACGAGCGCUACUGGCAGCGCGGGAGGUUUCUGGAUCGGACUUUGGUCGCCGGAUGGUAACUCUGUGGUAUCACUCGGUCGUACUGGUAGUUGGAGGAAGUGGACGUACUCGACUGCAGAAGACAUGUGGGCACAGCAAGUCGCGAUAACGGGUCAUGUACGUCCAGUCAGAGGCGUCAGCUGGGCCAGGGAUGGGUCGUAUCUUCUCUCAACGAGUUCAGACCAGACAACAAGACUGUACUCGCAGUGGAAACGCGACGGCUUUGCCUCCUCAUGGCAUGAGUUCUCACGGCCCCAGAUCCACGGCUACGAUCUUAACUGUGUCGAGGUAGUCACAAACACACAGUUCAUCUCCGGCGCAGACGAGAAGCUACUCCGCGUCUUCGAUGAGCCAAAAGGUGUCGCAGAUAUACUGGACUCCCUCUGCCACAUCAAAACCUCUCCAUCCGCCAACCUCCCCGACGCAGCCAACAUCCCCGUCCUCGGCCUCUCCAACAAGGCCAUCCAAGCCAUCGGCGACGACGAGCCCCUUCAAAACGCCGACGAAGACGACGCCGAAGCCAUCGACCCCUCCUCCGUAAUUCGAAAAUCCACUUUGCAAUUCAACCACCCACCCUUUGAAGACCAUCUAGCACGCCAUCUGCUCUGGCCCGAAACAGAGAAACUCUACGGCCACGGCUACGAAAUCUCCGCCGCGGCUGUAAGUCGCCAUGCCACGCUCGUCGCAACCGCAUGUCGUGCCAGUUCAAUCGACCACGCCGUCAUCCGCCUAUACGACACAAAAGACUGGCUCGAAGUCAAACCCGCACUAAAAGCACAUUCCCUCACCGUCACCGCAUUACAAUUCUCCCCCGACGACAAGUAUCUGCUCAGCGUGGGCCGAGACAGACAGUGGGUCCUCUGGGAGCGAAACCAAGCAGCUUCCAUGUAUCAGCUGGCGCACGCAAACCCAAAAGCCCAUACGCGAAUGAUUCUCGCCGCUUCCUGGGCCCCCCUGGAGAAGCCGACGUUUCUGACGGCGGGAAGGGACAAGAUGGUUAGGAUUUGGCGGGUCGAGGGACCUGAGGUGGUGCUGGUGGGUUCUGUGGCGGCGAAUGCGGCUGUGACUGCGGUUGCGUGUAAUCAAAGUCCCUCUGCGAGUGCGUACCUGCAGUUUGCAUUUGGGACGGAGGGUGGGGAAAUUUGUAUCGCGCGUACGCCUGUAGAUGCGUUUGAUGGGAUUGAAGUGCAUGUCGGUGAUGCGGGAUUGUUGCCGGCGAAGACGAUCAAUCAGAUUGCGUGGAGACCCGGCCAGUUGGACGGUCAGCAGCUUGCGGUGGCCAGUGAUGACAGUUCCUUGCGAAUCUUCAAUCUCCAAUAA